Messenger RNA from Amoebophrya sp. A120, 2559 nucleotides. Lineage: Eukaryota; Dinophyceae; Syndiniales; Amoebophryaceae. The record is from the annotation of a GenBank genome assembly.
GCCCUUUAUACCUCCACCUCGGUAUUUCGACAUGCACACAUGAAAUGGAGGUCAGUCGCCUUCGCGAUGUGAGCUUUCGGUUUGACGAUGUGCCUCUUCCUAGACAGUCGGUCCGAAUUUUCGUGCCUGAACGUGCUGAUCUACUUUUCUGUCGUAAAGCCAGAGCUGGUUCGCCAUCGCCUAAUGUGCCCAAUCCGUUUGCGCGUUUUGCCGCAAGCGCAACUUCGGUCGAUAGAUCACCAAGAACUUGCUUUCGCAGCUCUUCACUUGAUGUACUCUCAACAAGACAGGUGGCGUCAUUGUCAAAAGUAUUUACUUUUCGAUUCAUUGUCCCCGUAUUUUCUUCGAAUUAAGGUUUGUUCACAUUCAAAAACAAAAACUUUUAUUUCACUUUCCCGUUUUACCAGCGUUGGCGUUCUGAGAAGUACGUUCGGAUGACAAUGUCGUUCGCGACGGAAGGACCUCCGACGCCCUCCGCGUACUCGGGCACUCCAAAGCGAAGCUCGGUGGCCGGGCUGCAAAUUUCGCCCACCGCGGCGAGGGAGGAGAGAGCGAAGGAGCCCGCGGGCGUGGGCUCUCCCCACGGCCGGGUCGCCCGGGAAGGCUCGAUGUUCUCUCUGGGUCCUGCUACUCCGGGCGCAGGGGGGGCGGUUGCCCUCUCGGAAGGCUUCUCGGACGAAGCCAUGAGGGGCUUGAAAGCGGACGGCGCCAGAGCAAAAGGAGACGGUAAAAAUUUACUUCGGCUUUUUUGAUGAUUUCAUGAUCAUGGCCUUCAUAGGUAAGUAAAGUCUUGGACUAUAUUAAUCGCACUACUUCAGUAUGUAAUUAUGUGGUUUUGCGGUCGAUUCGAUUUGAAAUUUACCUUGCGCCUGCACUUCGUUGCGCGUUCUCCACAUCUAUCACGUGUAAAAAUGUCUGGGUCUGGAAGAUUCUGAGACUUGUCAUGCACGUUUUGCAUGGGCUAUGAUGUCUGUGAUGCAUGCCCUAGCAUCACAGACUUUCUGAGGGCUCUGUGAUGCCCAUUCCGCAUGGCAAAUGCCCUCUCCCCGUAGCCAAAAUUGCAUUCCCUUUGCUGCUUAUGCAAUACAGAUUUUUUUGGAAUCCAAAUGCAGCAUCACAAGUUCGGAUUCUUCCAGACCCAGACAUUUUUACAUUUGAUAACAUCCCUCACCUAAAAACAGGCGCCGACAUUUCGGACUUGAAGGCCUGCGGUGUGGGGUGCUACCUCUGUUACAAGGAGGACAAUUUCGGCACAAUAUACAUGCAAUGGGCGGAAAACACCCCCGCGAACGCCAUCCUGUGGAUGCAACCCAAGGCGCCCGUGCCGAAGUUCAAGUUUACGCAAAACGCCGGCCGUGUACAGCUGGCGGAUCGGGUGAACGGGGGCUUGAAGUUCUUCGAAACCAUUUCGCGCUUCGUGCGGGAACUCAUGGUUACCUACAAGGCGAACAAAAUAACCAUUCUAUCGCACGUCGAGAACAAGGAGGUACUUUUACUUAGUAUGGUUUGUUUUGUGGCCUGUGCAGUUAUCCCAUGCUCAUGAUUGUCCCCUUCUAGUACGACCUCGUCAUACAGAUUGAUAGGGAUUCGGAUUUUUCAUUUCUACAAGGGUCAGAUCUUUCAAUAAAGCAAUACCGUAUUCUUGAAGGAAAUUAUACCGAUGAAGUUAGUAGGCACCAGUUUGUCAUAGAAUGACAAUGAUCAUGUGGUUCUUAUCCCAUAUUAACAGGUGCAAGUGCUCUUCCUGAAGAAGUCAAACAAGAUCUUCAUUUUGAAGGAAGCGAGCAAAAGCGUGCUGUACGAACCCGAUGAGAUCGAGGCGAUCGGGGUUGUGCCUUACAACAACACGGAGUUUGCGGUCAUGACCAUGCACAGACAACUCUUCUGUGACAAGUGUGCGCACAGUGGAGCUUACAUGAUGAAAUGAGCGAAGCAAAUUACCCUCGGGCGGGAGUUUUUGGUACCGACCUACCUGGUGUUUGCCGGCACCGAGAGUUUACGAAGGAACAUGAGUUGGCAAAAAAAUUUUCAGUUGUUUUCGCAUUUAUUCUGCUACAUACUCAAACUUAUACUUUCAUCUUCAGAUUCAAGGACGUUAUUUUUUUUUGCAUACAAUUUCAAUUACAAACGAAACUUACUGGGAUUUUUGCUCUAAUGAUUACACAUACAUCCGUCUUGCGGUAAGGUCAUAACAUGACAUCUACUUAACAAAUCAUAGAUAGAGGCAUUAUUUCUCUUCCUUCUGUUGCCUUUCAAGCUAUCAUGCGGUUGUGGUGCCUAGUGCGGAUAGGCACGACCUCCACGUGUAUGCAUGGUAAAACUGAUAAACCAAUAAAACCUCUUGUGCGUGAAGCAAGACAUGAAGAUCAGAUCAUUUGAAAGUCCCGUCUGCAGCUGCACAUACAAGCCUCCAUUUGCUGUUUUGUGUUCACACUGCGGCUUUCGCUUUAUCAAGUGAUCGCACUUCAAAUGCGUUUCUACAAGAACACAUCCUGGAGGGAAGAUCAUGGUGUAGCCUCUUCUCGUCAUCUUCACUGUAGCAGCCCUGACACUGACGAA